AUGAUUGAUUUCGAUCAUCGUGUUGAUCGUACAUAUAUGACAAAUCGUCAUCAAUCACAAUUUAUUGGACAAGACCUUCUAUCACGAUUUCAUCUUAAAAUUAAAAGAAUUUAUGAAUCAGAUAAUAAACAAUCCGAUUCGAACAUUUAUAAUGAUGAUCGAUAUGACAAAUGCAAUGAAUUAGAUCUUUUCAGAAGUCAACGAAGACAUGUUUUGGAUGAUUGGCAAGCAAUAAUACAUUAG
Messenger RNA from Rotaria sp. Silwood1, 243 nucleotides. Lineage: Eukaryota; Metazoa; Rotifera; Eurotatoria; Philodinida; Philodinidae. The record is from the annotation of a GenBank genome assembly.